Messenger RNA from Coffea eugenioides, 1876 nucleotides. RefSeq lists its product as uncharacterized. The record is from RefSeq and is a predicted model, not a curated record. Bases 92 to 1480 code for a protein of 462 amino acids. The transcript is spliced from 3 exons. NCBI's taxonomy places the organism in Eukaryota, Viridiplantae, Streptophyta, Magnoliopsida, Gentianales, Rubiaceae.
UGCCGUAAGAAAAGUCGCAAUUAAUCCGCCUGAGGGUUGGAUUUAGGAGAGAGUAUACAAGUCCGACAACGUCUUGGUCGACGAGACUAAGAUGACUGGAAAAUUGUCGGCCAGGAGGGAGGGAAGAAACAGCAACAGUGAAGAUUCUUUACGGGAAGCUGGCAAGGUUAUGAAAGAAAGCUCAGUUUUCGGACAAUACUCGGAUGCAGAAUUGGUAGCUCAGCUGAAAGGACUGGCUCUGGAUCCUUGUAAUUCAGAAUAUUCACAGAGCAAAAUUCGACCCUUGUGGAAUCAGACUAUUAGAGUGCGCAAGGCUAUGGCUAUGGCUGAUAUGGAAUUUCCUCGGAGAAAGCGGAAACUGCAGCAGUUGUUAAAAGCUCUUCCUGGUUAUGGUUCAGAGUUAUCUAACCAACAAUGUUGGACAAAACUGAGCAGAGGGCAGGUCUCGCAUGCAUCUUCCGCUUCAUGCUUCUUGAGUUCAGUUGAAUCUGCUGAAAGUUUUGACCCAAAAGUUCUCUUGGAGUCAAAUAGUUCAAACAGUUUAUUGACCUUUGAGGAUGAUUUUCUGGAGAAGCAGAUAUAUUCAGAAUCUUCCUUAAUGUGUGAACCUAUAAACUGCAGUCCCUUUUGGAAGGAUGUGUUUUCUUUAGUCGAUUCUGAUGAAUCAGUGAAUUGUUCAAACCCAGCAAGUCCUGGGAACCUGACAUUCCUUGAAGUUCCUCCUCUGAAUAUGGAUGACAUUGGUCAGCGCUCAAAAUUAGGCGCUUUUGAUGAUCGCAAUCAAAAACAUCUUCAGCCAACUCGGCGAUCAAUUAGGUUGUUGAACUUCAUUGGCGACAAUCUUCAAAAAAUGGUUGUCCCUGUUGGGCCUCGAUUCCAGGCUGAGGUUCCAAAUUGGACUGGCCCUUGCUGUGAUGAAGAUUGUGAUUCUGAUAGCUCAAGGUGGUUGGGUACCCGAAUUUGGCCAAUUGAAGGCAGAGAAAUGAAAAUCACUACUCGAGUUGCUGGUAAAGGGAGACCUGAAUCUUGCUCUUGUUUGUCCCCUGCUUCGGUCGAGUGUGUUCGACGCCAUAUUCUCGAGGAAAGGCUACUCCUGCUAUGUGAUGCUGGUCCGGCAUUUUUCAGCUGGAAGCUUGACGAGGCCGGGGAAGCAGUUUCAAAAUCAUGGACAUCAGAGGAACAGCGUGAUUUUGAAUUACUUGCUAAAACAAAAUUAAACUCAACUGGAAAGGACUUCUUGAAGCAUGCUUUGAAGUGCUUUCCCUCGAAAUCACGAAGAGCAAUUAUUAGUUAUUAUUUGAACGUUUUCAUUCCUCGACGGAUGAGCCUGCAGACGCGGUCGACUUUCAGCCAAGUCGACACUGAUGAGGAUGAGGUGGAAGACUCUAAUUACCUGGGAUUUCAGCGAAAAUCUGAAGGCAACGCUCCUAUCGGCGGUUGCAAAAACGUGAAAGCUCGAUUCCUGCGUCACCCUUCGUAGCCACUCCACUUUUAGCCUUCUGAAGUUACUAAAGAGUGGACGUAUGUAUAUUCAUGGAGCAGUUGGCUGCGCAACAACCUGAUGUUGCAACCCAACUUUUUGGGCUCCCUUUAUAUCCAGGCGAUCAGUAGAAUUUUCCAUGGGUUUGACAGAUAUCAGCACCUAAACUCCCCAAUUUAAUUUCCAUACAUAGGCCAACUUGACUAGUUGCUAGUUUUGGCAUAGAGUUGGCUUUUACAUGAGGAUCGAUUGUCACGAGUGCAGUAGUAGUUGAUCAUAUGAUUCUUCCGCAGGAACGUCCUGCAGUUGCAAAGUUGAAAAAAGACUUGAAAGUCCUACUAGAUUUGCUCCCAUUAUGUCCUUGAAUCAAAGAUGAGAUCAACUAAUUCCCUCGAC